AUGGACGGCAGAGAGCAGUGGUAUAGGGAUGGCGCUUCCCAAAGGGCAACAGAUUCCGUCCACGAAUCUCACAAGCUCCUGGCCGUUUACCCCAUGGCAUCCGCGACGCCGUCGACACACGAUAUCGCUGGGCUCACAGAUAGCGAUAUAGCGGCGCGUCAUUUGGGCAAUAUGACCUCUGUCGCCACGCCUCCAUCAUUUGUACAGCCAAAUUACUACUCUAUGCAGUCGACAAGCUAUCCUCAGGGCAAUCCUCCACCGUAUACCGAGUACGCUUCAGAGUUGACAUACCUCAGCUCGCAGAAUGUGUCUGCUGAUGACUCCGGAUAUUGGGAGAGUACGAGAAACGAUGCAGUUCGUUUGAUGCAAGAGCAGGCCGGGCCCUCCUAUCCUUACCCAAAUAGCACCCACUGGACUCCUUCUGGUAUCCCGGCAUCAACUUAUCCGACCAGUUCUCUAGCUCAGUCUGUGUUCCAACAUACGGCUCCGACCGCGGCCUAUCCGACACCCCCUCCUCCUACUAUCCCGACUUCUUCCUCUUCUUCUUUGGCCUUCGCACUGGGGCCCCCACCCACACGGCAUGUGCCACCUCCUCCCAAAGUCUACACUCCCGACCAAUCGCAAGAGUUCAUCAACGAUUUUCUGGCUAAGAAAACACAGGAAAUCAAGGUUCGGGAACAAGCCCAACGUCCAUCGACACCUCCCCGUCAACGGAAGCUAUCUACUCAAGAAAGUCCUGACCCUUUAGCCCUCAAACCGGUUACACCUCGUAUGCAGUUAGUCACCGUCACCCCUAGCAAGCGAAAACCGGUUGUUGAACUGGUAUCCUCUUCGGUAAAGCGCAUACACUCCAAGGAUUCAUUUCAUACGCCCCACCGGACCUCCGGAACAUCCCUUUCCUCAACGCCUUCCAGUUCUCGUACAUCCGUGCCUAUCACCCCGAGCACUGUAUCAGGCCAGUCUACACCGAAACGAACCAAGACCAUGGCAUAUGUUGCGAUGCCUCGCAACCCCUGGGCGACUCCUUCUACCUCGAGUAAAUCAGCGACGUCACGAAGAUUGAACGACUCUCCCAAUGACUUGGGCGGAUUUGGAUCAGAAGACGGACCAUUCUCUAGUCCAAUGAGAGGGACCGCCCGUGGUAAUCGAGAGGAUCGAGCUCCUAUGGAAAAACUUGAGUCGUUGCUGGAAGACAUUUUUGAGGCAGAGGAUGCUUUGCCUGCUGAUGCCGACCUUGCUGACCUCAACAUGGAUUUCUUUUCACCCGCCACAACUGAUACUUCGCGACCUCUUCUGCAUCCAAAUAUCGUUCGUAAACUAAGCAAGUAUAUUGGACAAGUUGCGAGGCCAAACAAGCGUGUUCGGCAUGGAGGACCUAGUGUCACUGGGACACCACGCAAUAAAGGUCGAUUAGCAGAAGCCACGAUUCAGUCGCUUUCCCGGAUUCUCAAGUUGUUAGAGAGAACUGUCAGGACAGGAGAGAAUUUGGAUCCUUUCGCCUAUUCUGGCCACACAACACAGUCCUCUCCUCGCAAAGCUAGCCCGAAGAAGCCUAAAGCACGAAAACCUGAUCGACGUUCAAAGUCAAAAACACCGGUAGAUGGUGAACGAGAAGAGGACGUAGAUGCCAUACAUGCCGACAAUCCGCCAAAUCGUUCUCCGACAGAGAGCGACUUCGAAAACUUAGGUGUGCAAUUAGAAGCAGCUAAAGAUAGCGUCCUUGCGGCAGAAUGCUGUAUCACAUUGCUAGGAAGUGACAGGCUUCCGAAACAGCUUUAUUCAGAAGAACUUAUUACAGCCUGUCUGAGCACCUUGAAAAACCAGCUCAACAAAGUCAUUUACCCAUUUGCUGAGGCAUCCUCUGAGGCUGCCACCACAGCCACUAAUCCCCUCCUUCUUCAUGUCGUCAAGAAUUCUGCUGAUAGCGAGUCAAAACGAAAAGUAUUGAACGAAACUUUUCAAACGUUAUCGGCAUCCCUGUCUCGUAUAAAUUCUUUGAUAAAUGCGGAAAGCGUGGCAAUGUCGGACUCUAUCGUUAUUCAAGCGGUGUAUAUUGCGAUUGGGCCUUUCUUUGUGGUAGAAGGGGACAGUGACAUCAAGGGAAAGAAGGACCAGAACGUCGUUAUUCGCACAUUCGGGAAGAGUGCUAUGCAUGGCUUGAUGCUUGAAGCGCUAUCACUCAUUCGUAGCAUAUUUGCAAGUCAUGAGGGGCAGCGGUCUUGGAUCAUUGAAGAGAUUUUAUCUUCUUUAAUCAAGCUGUCGGACUCUAAACAGAAGGCUGGAUUGUUUCGACUACGUGAUGGUCGUUCCAUUCGCACGGUGUCGGCACUACUCCUACAACUGGUACAGACGUCCGCACAUGAUGUUCGCGUACAGGCGAAAAAGAUAGAGAAGGCUAGACAACAGAAGGUCGCGCUGCGUCGUCAAGAAAGUUUUACUGAAAGCCAAAGCCAGAUUACCCGGGAGCCGUUCUUGGAUGAACACGAUUCCGAAGAAAUUCGACUCUAUUAUUCUGGUUUAGAUUCCGCCUCAAAGGCAGCGAAGGCCAUCAUCAUCUUUCUGACGCAACGAUCUGGAAAGGGAAAAACUACGAAGAAUACGAACGAGGCUGAAUAUAGGCUGAUCUUUGACAACUUAAUUUCAGAUGUGCUCGUCGUCUUGUACUGGCCCGAGUGGCCUGCAGCCAGCCUUCUUCUCAGUGUUGCGUCUAAAUUUAUGGUAGCAGCUCUAGAUGAUGUGAAAACGAGUCAAGCGGAUAACAAUGCAGCCAAGACCAUGGCAUUGGAUCAUUUGGGUGUCAUCGCUGCUCGCAUCCAGCAUUUCCAGAUUGUAAGCAGUGUAGACACGAAAGAACUUGAGAAACUCUUGAGUGUACAUCACGACAUUUCAACACAUCUUUCGAAGCGCUCUCUAGAAGAUCAAGCUUAUGACGCAAGUGGCAUUUUGUCCGUGCUGAACAGUGCCCAAGAACUUACUGCGGCCACGCUCGGACAUGAACUCGCAAUUGCAUUGAAGCACAUAGACACUCUGGUAGGUGGAGAUGACGACGAUGAACUGGCUAUCAGCGGCCGAGAUUCGUCCAAAUUCGAACAAUUUGGUCAAAAAAUCAAGGUCGCCCUCCGAAAUGUCUGUAAAGAUCAAUCAAGAGUAUACGAUGUCUUAAUGCCGUCUCUGAACAGAUCCCAAGAGGAAAUAUCUCGCAUCGAUCGCUAUGCAGAAGAGAUAGGUACCAUCCAAGGCCUGCGAAAUUCUUUCCAGCCUAUUCUCAACAUCAUCUUAACCGCUUUGGAUGCGCCGCACAUCUUCAUGCGUACCAAGGCUCUUCGUGCACUGGGGCAAAUUGUUCUGAGUGAUGCUACGAUUCUUUCAACGCCUGGUGUUCGUAGGGGUAUCGAAAACCAUCUGCUGGACAGUUCACCAGCUGUUCGUGAUGCGGCAGUAGAGCUGAUAGGCAAGUACAUGGUAGAUCGCCCAGAGGUUGCUGGUGACUACUACCAGAAAAUUGCUGAGCGUAUAGCUGAUACUGGUCUGAGUGUCAGGAAACGCGUCAUCAAGCUGUUGAAAUCUUUCUAUGGAGUGACGCGUGAUUCUGAACAGCAGACAGAUAUUGCAACACGUCUGGUGCUCAGAAUGCUAGAUGAAGACGACACAGUGAAGGAGCUAGCCAUCAAAACACUUGAGGAGCUAUGGUUUCCUGCCAUCGUUCCUCUUCCGUCUGCGUUGAAGUCGAAGUCAACAAAUAACGUUGACGACAAGAGCGCACUUCUUGGCAAAGUCUCCGUAAUCAUGGCUGUAUCUGGUCACUUUAAGGAUCGACAAUCUCCUCUUGAAGAGGUUUUACACAAGAUCAUGGCUGGACGACAAGAGUCAGAGGUACCUCUGCUGCAUUCUCGUUACACCGAAAUUUGUGAAGCUCUAAUCGAUGGCUUGGUUGAUGCGUCUGAUCUGCCUGGAUUUUCUGACGUUUCCCAGACUGUACUCAACUGCAUCAGAACAAUUCAUCUGUUUGCGUCCGCAUACCCUUCGGUUCUUUCUGGUUCUCAUGCCUCCACACUUCUGCCUUAUUUGAAAAAUCCUAGUACCCCCGAGCAGCAAGUAACUACUGAUUAUCUCCUUAAAAUAUUCCGCAUUUCGAUACCUAGGUUGCCGAAGACGACUAGUAAAUUAGGACAAGAACUUCAAGCGGCUCUGCAGCCCAUGAUCAUAAAGCCAACCGCUGGACUUCAGGUUCUUCAGGAGUGUAUUGCCUGCAUGUGUACGGUCGUGCACCAUCUAACCCGCGACUUUGUGCGGAUAGUGGCAUUACUCAAAUCUUGCAACAAUCGAUUGCAAAACGCCAUCAAAGGACCCACGUUACAGCAACAAGACUCGAAGGGUCUGAAGGCUUUGUCAAUACUGAUAUUCAUCGGCUCAAUCCUUGAACAUAUCUAUAACAGUCUCCUGAGUUUACAUCAGAAAUAUGCCGACCCUGACCUUCGUGGUCGAAUUCUUCAAUGUCUCGGGUUUUUGUUUAGAGCUCAGCCUACGCUUAUGACGGAAGAGCGAUCUGCCAGCAUCAUGGAUGAGAUAUUCCAAUCUGGCAGUGAGGAGACCCAGGGAAGACUGCUGAAGUUGCUGCAGGAGUUUUUGGUUUCUGAGGCUGCUAAGCACUCCUCCAAAGAGAAAGAAACCGCCGUAAAACGCAAUACUAAGGCGUCCGAUGUGAACAUGGACGAACUAAUCGGUAACACGGAUGGAUUUGCGGAUUCAGGCGUAAGCUCUGCUGUCGUUCAGCGCUACUUGAACCAUAUCUUGCAAUCAGCGUUGUCGCAGCAGCCCCAGAUACAGGCGGCUGCUAUCGAUAUAUUGAGCUUCACUAUCAAACAAGGCUUGGCCCAUCCACUCCAGUCUUUCCCUGUCAUUAUCGCGCUCGAGACUUGCCCGUCGACACCGUUAAGCCACAGAGCCAAUGCUCUGCAUUCGAUCUUGCACACCAAACACAACUCGUUGCUCAAUACCCGAUAUGUCAAUAGCGCCCAGGCUGCAUUUGAUUAUCAAUCAAAGAUUACGUCUGGUGCUGUUAAAGGUUUCAGGAUCCAGUCAUCGAUGCCUUUUGCUUUGCUGCAACAAUGGUACUCCUUGGCAAGGGAGAAACGUUCAGGUCGGCUAGACUUCUUGAAGUCACUAUCGAAAGUCUUCCAAGACCAUUCCUCGACUUCGGCGACUCAAUAUGAUGUUGAUUUUGUGCGAUUCAUGGCGGAGAAUUUUGCUUCCUUCGACUAUAAGACGCAGGAGGAGGUCUUCAUCGUGGUCAAGACAUUGACUACAGUCCUGUCGACGAACGGGACACAGGUGCUCGAGCUCGUUUCGCCUUCGCACUUACUUUCCCAUAUGAAGCAACCAGUAUCUGAGGUCAAUGAGGCUGCCAUGAACGUCGACUCAGCCGAAGGACAUCCAACGGUAGAACCUGUGCAGGACAGAAUUCCUCUUAUGCGCAGCACAGUCAUCAUUGGGAUGGUCAUGUUGCUGAAGACUCACUUGAAGACGCUGUAUUCCUUAUCCGAGGAGAAGUGCAACAAGUUCGUCUUGGGAAAGAAGAGCGCGAUCGGUGAUAAAGCAUCCGUCAGACGACAUCAGAAGGCGAUAUCUUGGGAUCGAUUGCCGUUUGCAACACGGCCAAUAUUAACCUCCAGCGACGCCGAUGAACAGAAGACCACAUUUCUAAAUAUCUGGAACGAAGAUGGCCUGACUGCUGAGCCCGAAGAUGACACUGUAGAGUUUAUUUGAUGCUAGUGCUUGCUGCUUUCCCUCUCUUUCUGUUUAUCCAGUUACAUGCUGCUGUUACAUUCUAUCAUUAUUCUCUGUUAUCGUUGUUGUUUUUCGUAUACAAGCAUUUCCUCAGCCUUCCUGUAAUCAACCACCAGCUUUCCAAAUGGAACUAAUGAAAAUUAUCUGGUUCUUUUUGCUCGACGGCUGAAGUUCGCAUUAGGCGAUAAAGGGGUAACGGGUGGACCCUCGCUCGAAGGCGUUCCAUUGUACGGGCAUAUGCAUAUGAACAUGGUUCGCGAAAAAGAUCUGUACAUCG
Desarmillaria tabescens is the source of this 6064-nucleotide messenger RNA. RefSeq lists its product as uncharacterized. Gene Ontology annotation, cellular component: Scc2-Scc4 cohesin loading complex. The transcript is spliced from 28 exons. The record is from RefSeq and is a predicted model, not a curated record. Gene Ontology annotation, molecular function: chromatin binding. Bases 1 to 5766 code for a protein of 1921 amino acids. NCBI's taxonomy places the organism in Eukaryota, Fungi, Basidiomycota, Agaricomycetes, Agaricales, Physalacriaceae. Gene Ontology annotation, biological process: establishment of protein localization to chromatin; regulation of gene expression; establishment of mitotic sister chromatid cohesion.